GGCCGCCUAUCAGCAUUAAGUGGGCGUAUCACAUUAGCAGCAGAGCAGGAACCGGCCGGGUGCAGCUUUCGGUUUUCAAUAGCGAGAAGAAAACGUCCCGGAGUCAGGAUGUCUAUUAUGUCGUAUAACGGUGGGGCCGUCAUGGCCAUGAGAGGGAAGAACUGUGUGGCCAUUGCUGCGGACAGACGCUUUGGAGUCCAAGCCCAGAUGGUGACAACUGACUUCCAGAAAAUCUUUCCCAUGGGUGAUCGCUUAUACAUCGGAUUGGCGGGACUAGCAACUGAUGUGCAGACAGUGUCCCAACGUCUGAAGUUCAGGCUGAAUCUGUAUGAGCUAAAGGAAGGACGUCAGAUCAAACCGAAGACGUUUAUGAGCAUGGUGUCUAAUUUGUUGUAUGAGAGAAGGUUUGGCCCUUACUAUGUGGAGCCAGUUAUUGCUGGGCUGGACCCCAAGACCUUUGAGCCAUUUAUCUGCUCCCUGGACCUCAUUGGAUGUCCCAUGGUGACUGAAGACUUUGUUGUGAGCGGUACAUGUUCAGAGCAGAUGUAUGGCAUGUGCGAGUCUCUCUGGGAGCCUGACCUGGAGCCAGAAGACUUGUUUGAAACCAUUUCCCAGGCCAUGCUUAAUGCUGUGGACAGAGAUGCGAUUUCAGGAAUGGGUGUAGUUGUACACAUUAUAGAAAAAGAUAAAAUGACCACCCGGACCCUGAAGGCACGUAUGGAUUAACUUUUGCUGAUGAGACUCCUGAAAUGAUCGUUACUUUUUUAAAUUAAAAAAAUGAAGGAAAAAAAAAAUGAAAAAUAUGUA
Molecule: messenger RNA, 807 nt
Organism: Bufo bufo (common toad)
Lineage: Eukaryota; Metazoa; Chordata; Amphibia; Anura; Bufonidae
Gene: PSMB3
Product: proteasome 20S subunit beta 3
Exons: 6
Coding region: 109-726 (205 amino acids)
Biological process (GO): proteasome-mediated ubiquitin-dependent protein catabolic process
Cellular component (GO): proteasome core complex, beta-subunit complex; proteasome core complex
Source: RefSeq, a predicted model, not a curated record